Prunus avium (sweet cherry) is the source of this 2025-nucleotide messenger RNA. Its product is annotated as EH domain-containing protein 1. Gene Ontology annotation, cellular component: cytoplasm; plasma membrane. Lineage: Eukaryota; Viridiplantae; Streptophyta; Magnoliopsida; Rosales; Rosaceae. Gene Ontology annotation, molecular function: GTP binding; protein binding; calcium ion binding. The record is from RefSeq and is a predicted model, not a curated record. Gene Ontology annotation, biological process: endocytosis; endosomal transport.
UGCGAACCGCUUUAAUAUUUUCACUGGCAAAAUACCGUUUCGCCCAAGCGCCAAAACUGUUAAGAGAAAAAAGAGAUAAAAACCACACAGCCGCUCUGGCCCUCUCUCAUAAUCUCAUUUCGUUUUUCAAAUUUCUAAGUUCCUUUCGGCUCUCAAAUGGGUCCCGUCAGUCUGUGCCCGAAAGAGUCCCAGAAGGUUUACCAGGAAUGGUUCAACUUGGUUGAUUCAGAUGGAGAUGGUCGCAUUACCGGUAACGAAGCCACUAAGUUCUUCGCUCUGUCUAAGCUUUCUCGACAAGAACUCAAGCAGGUUUGGGCCAUUGCUGACAAUAAGCGACAGGGAUUUUUAGGUUUUACAGAGUUCAUUACUGCAAUGCAGCUGAUUUCCUUGGCGCAAGAACAUGAACUAACCCCAGACAUCCUCAAAACUGAAGUUGACUGGGAAAACAUUAAUCCUCCACUUAUGGAAGGUUUAGAUGCUCUGUCAGCCAAAACCAAGAGUUCAACGACGAAUGGACUUGAAGUAAAUGGAAGCAUUCAAUCUCAACCACCAGCUCAGUGGUUUGGUUCAAAAUCAGUGAAGAAGCUACCUCUUAUUGCUGUUACAUCUAUAACUGAUGGUUUGAAGAGAUUGUACAACGAAAAACUAAAGCCAUUGGAACUUACUUAUCGCUUCAAUGACUUUGUAUCUCCAUCAUUGACUAAUAGUGAUUUUGAUGCUAAGCCUAUGGUCAUGCUUUUGGGACAAUAUUCAACUGGAAAAACAACAUUUAUCAAACAUUUGCUAGGAUGUAACUAUCCAGGAGCUCAUAUUGGUCCAGAACCUACAACUGAUAGAUUUGUUGCUGUGAUGUCUGGACCUGAUGAGAGGAGUAUUCCUGGAAAUACAAUAGCCGUUCAUGCAGACAUGCCUUUUAGUGGGUUAGCAACUUUUGGAGGUGCAUUUCUGUCAAAAUUUGAGUGUUCUCAAAUGCCACAUCCGUUGCUAGAUGAAAUUACAUUUGUUGAUACUCCUGGAGUUCUAUCGGGAGAAAAGCAACGAACACAAAGGAGUUAUGAUUUCACUGGUGCUAUAUCGUGGUUUGCUGCUAAAUGUGAUGUUAUUCUUCUUCUGUUCGACCCUCAUAAGCUUGAUAUCAGCGAUGAGUUUAAACGUGUAAUUACAUCUCUACGUGGUCAUGAUGACAAGAUUCGAGUGGUUCUAAACAAAGCAGAUCAAGUUGAUACUCAACAAUUGAUGAGAGUUUAUGGGGCAUUAAUGUGGUCACUUGGAAAAGUUUUGAAUACUCCGGAAGUUGUGCGUGUUUAUAUUGGAUCAUUUAAUGAUAAACCUGUCAAUGAAUCAUCUGUUGGCCCUAUGGGUAAAGAACUUUUCGAAAAAGAACAAGAUAAUCUGCUGGCAGAUUUGGUUGAUAUACCAAAGAAAGCUUGUGAUCGACGGAUCAAUGAAUUUGUUAAACGUGCUAGAGCUGCUACGACUCAUGCCUAUAUAAUUAGUCAUCUGAAAAAGGAGAUGCCUGCCAUGAUGGGCAAAGUUAAGACUCAACAACGACUGAUGGAUAAUCUUGAAGAUGAAUUUGCAAAGGUUCAGAAGGACUUCCAUUUACCAGAAGGAGACUUUCCAGAUGUGGAGCACUUUAGAGAGGUCUUGAAAGGUUACAACAUCGAUAAAUUUGAGAAAUUGAAGCCGAAAAUGAUUCAAGCUGUUGAUGAUAUGCUUGGCCGUGAAAUCCCAGAACUGUUGAAGAAUUUUAGAAAUCCUUAUGAUUAAAAUGUUGGUUUCUAGAUAUAUGGCAUGGCAUAUCAGACUAUAUUGUUUUAUAUUUGAUCAUCCAUCCAUUUUAUUGUUGGUUGAAUACCUUUUGAGAGUUGCAUUCCCAGAAGUUGGAAUGCAUCAUCAUCCAUGGGCAUGUAAGAUGUGAACAUGAUUUGGGUAUUUGGGCUUUCAUACUGAAAGCUAUGGCUUUUCUUAAGCUGUAUGUGGGAUGGUCUUGCUUAAAUUGAUGUUCCAUUUCUUUUCUCUUUU